GCGGCUGUCGCGCCAAAAUUUCAAACAAAUAAUAUGGCGGAUACGGGCGAGGCUUGCUGUGGAGAAUUUGAUAUUAUUUCAUGGCGAGAUAUUUGAUAACUGGUCGAUUUUUAAAACAUUUUUGCCCAGAUUCUGCUAGAAUAACCCGAUAAGAAUUUUUGAGCUUCUGUUGACUUGAUUUGAUUCGUUUAGUUUCCGUGGAGUUGCUAUUUCUGCAAGCGUUCGUCUUUCUCAGCCAAAGAGGGAAGUCACUUACGUGUCAGUUUGAUCAUUUCGGAUCUUAGCAUUUGCUGCGAGCGAACACCAGAUUUCACUGGACUUUAUCAUAGAAGAUGCUGAUAAACCCAUCCAUCAUACUUUGAGCCAUUUUUUAGGACAGUCUACUUGUUUGGAUGUUGGUCAUGGUAACAAAUAGAUCAUGGUGUUUUCUUCUCACAGGAUUAGGCCCUGCAAUAAAUACAAAUUAGACAAGCUUGAUAAGAUUCAUACUUGACUUUCUAAGGAAAACUGUGCAAAAUGAUUGGAAAAACAGGAAUUUUAUCUCCAAAAUUGAAGCUGAUGACUGAUGAUCUGUUUCUACAGUGGUUUUUAAAUCCAUAUACACAGAAGCAGUUGCAAAGAGAUUUCAAGAAAAUUGUUGGCCAGUCAUCAGCAUCUGCAGAUGUUCAAGUAUCGCCACGAGAAAUAGAAACUUCAAAUAAUAUUCUUGGUUCAAGACCUGCAUCUCCUCCUGCAACCCCACCCCUUGCUUUGACACCCCCAGGAAAAUCACCAUCAAGCCCCAGAAGGAGGACAACAUCAUCAUUAUCAUCUUCAUCAGGACAAGUAGAUCAGAUAUCAUCAAAAAGAAACUCUUUAAAAAAUAGUUUAAAACAGCCAAAAAGACCAGAAGUCAUUCCUGGUUGUGCAAAAAACCUGCCACAAUUCUAUUUCCCUUUUGGAAAACCAUCUGAUGAAAUGGUUGAUGAAAAAGCCAAACUCAGACUUGUUAGUCGGAUAUUUGCCAAAUUAACAAAUGGAAAAGCAAGUUGUUCCCAGCUUGUUGAUGUUGUUCAGAUACUUGGUCUUCCAUUAUAUUGGAAAUACCCCCUUUACAAAGCAUGUGGUGGCCAUAGUAAAGGAUAUGUUACAUUUCAAGAACUUUCAGUGACAUGGGAAAUAGUGCUAAAGACUUACCAUGAUCCAGCAGCAAGACUUUUUAAGUUUUUGGCUCCACCAGAAAAAGAUUUUUUGACCAAAGAGGACUUCAAUGGCUUCAUUCAGGAUGUUAUUGAGACACAUCCUGGCCUGCAAUUUUUGAUGGAUGCCCCAGAAUUUCACUCAAGAUACAUUACCACAGUUAUAUCUCGAAUAUUCUAUUGCAUAAAUCGAUCUUGGAGUGGUAGAAUUUCACUUGCAGAAUUCAAGAAGAGUAAUUUUCAACAGGUUCUAAUAUCGCUUGAGGAAGAAGAUGACAUAAAUCAGGUGGUCGAUUAUUUUUCAUAUGAACAUUUUUACGUAAUUUAUUGCAAAUUUUGGGAAUUGGAUACCGACCAUGAUUUAAUUAUUGACAAAAAAGACCUUUCCAGAUAUAGCAAUGGAGCUUUGUCCACAAGAAUAAUUGACAGAAUUUUCAGUGGGUGUGUCACGAGUGGCAAGGAAUUCUCUGAGGAUAAAAUGAGUUACGCAGAUUUUGUUUGGUUCUUGAUAUCGGAAGUGGACAAGAAACAGCCCACAAGCAUCGAGUACUGGUUUCGUUGUAUGGAUCUUGAUGGAGAUGGCAUCAUCUCAAUGUAUGAGCUUGAAUACUUUUACAAUGAACAAUUAGAGAAAAUGCAGAGACUGGGUAUUGAGACUUUGGCAUUCCCCGAUUGCCUUUGCCUGGUUAUCGAUAUGGUUAAUCCAGCGGUUGAAGGAAAGAUAACUCUACGUGACCUGAGGCGAUGCAAAACGGUUAAUUUAUUUUUCGAUACAUUCUUCAAUUUGGAUCGCUGGCUUGAAUACGAACAAAGAGACCCGUUUCAAUCUGCACGGGACGCGGAUGAAUUUGGGCCUGGAAAUGAGCUAAGUGACUGGGAGAAGUUUGCAAUGCAGGAAUAUGAGAUCUUGGUUAAUGAAGAAGGUGCUUCGCAAGAUUUCAACUACGAGGAUGAUUUUGAUAUGGAUGAUGACCUCGACCAAGAUGAUAUUGCUGCACUUAAAGGCGAAAACAAUGUAGAAAACAAUCUUACCAAGAGUUUGUCAUACUUCACUGGAACUGGAGGGAGCUCUGAUGAUGAAGACAGCAGUACGUUUUACUGAUAUUUUCGAAACGAACUUAGAUAUUUUCCUUAAGGAUAUAAAAAUCUAUUUUUGCUCUUAGAUGUUUGUAUGCCACAAUACAUUCUACGUUAGUUCUAUUAUCAAAGCGAAAUUUCACUCUAAAUUAAAUGUAGAAAUGUUUGUUGAUGAUAACUUGCUUGGUAAAACAGCCCGUUAAUCUUGUGAUUUUGUACCUGUAUGUUUCGAACCCGAUGAAAACUGUUCCUGGUAAGACGUUUUCUGGCUGGGAAGCCCAUUUUCCAAUAAGUCGAAUGAACCGAACAUUUUCCAUUUCUCCACGUCAUUUGGCAGGCUGAUAUUUUUGUCCCCGGGCAUUGUUAUGUUCCGUUUUUUGCACGACAUAACACCACAGAAAGUUUCUUAGAGCUAAAAACAGUUACCCCUUUAUGCCUAUUUGACCCCGUUUUACUUAUUCGACUUCGUUUCCUAAAGCGCUUCAAGAACGAUUGAUAAUUUAACCCAACCUUGGCCUGUCAAAGUCCAAUUUUGCUGUUCCAGCCAUAUUUACUAGUUUUUCUUUCGCGGAAAAAGCAUUACUGUUACGGCGGGCCGUGUUAUCAAGAGAUCGUUUCGGGAAGCCAGCUCGAAGGCAAGCGAAUCCUGACGAAUCAGCGAUGCGGUUUUUUCGUUUUUCAGCACCAAUGUUUGAAACUUUUCACCUUGCGGUAUCACUAGAAGAUGAAAUCGCGUUAAUUAAAAUUUAGAAAUUCAAAUCCAACGGUGAAAGUAGUCAACUUCUGUAUCUCCGACUGAAAAUGUAUAAAAAUUGUCCCUGAAGAGCUUUUUUCCCUGUGUUUCACUCGCUGCAGCCAUUUUGAAUGGCUACUUUUUGUUUAGGCGGCUUUCAUACUUUUUUGAAUCUGGGCAGGAUCCAUUUGAAGUCAAUGGCAGUGAGAAGGCUGUCAGAUAGUUUCUGUUUUAUAGUAGAUCGAAAUUGUACGGCAAAUGUGCAUUCUUGGUCUAAAUCAAGGUCAAAAAUCAGCACAUUAGACAAAACAGUGGUGCCAAAGAAGAGGCCUAAGCUAUACAGCGCAUUCGAUAUCUUUUAAUCAUUGGCUGCACAGAUAUUGAUAUAUAAGGAAAACAAUUUAACGUUCUUCUGGAUUCAUUGAAAAUGAAGAACUUGCUUGGAGAACGCUAAUUUGAUAAUGUUUAUGAAAAUUAUUAAUUUUAUUGGCUGAUCUACAACUUUUGUUUUUACUCAUUAUUAGGUUCCUUACCACAUGGCUUCAAUCGACCACCAAAUAACUUUUAUAUUUCUUUUUUUCAAAUAACUCAUUGCAAAAAUUUAUUUUGUACACAAGGAUGCACUUUCCUACUCCAGUUUACGUGGAUGUUUUUGUGUGGACAAACUGAUUUUAGAAGUAUGAAAAGCUUACAAACCCGAGUAUAGUUUCAUGUCAAAUUAUCUUAUAUUUUUCAAAUUAUCAUACAAGGGUGUUAUGUCAAGGAUGAUUUUAUGUGAAUACAGAUUCUCAAGAAGGGCUGACUUUUCAAGGCCGUUUUCUGCAUAAAAUUAGGCAAACACGAACUGAAAUGAUCAUAAACGAUAUCAUAACAGUCUUAAAUGAUAUUUUACAGGCAAAGAAAUGUCUACACAAUUUUGGUAUUUUUCUAUCCACACACCGCCGCUACACAUCUACACAUCCAUCUUUUGUAAGCAGAAUUUUGAUGUUCGGCGAAAUUGAGCAAUUGUAACGUAUUGCAUUGUUUUGUAGAUCAAUACCUUUUUAGUAGCCCAGUUAACAGCAAAACAGUGUGCCUUUGAACAGUCUUAAACAUGAUUAAAAAUUCGAUAGAUUUUUAGUCCUUAAAAUAUUAAAUUUCGAGUCAAGAAACGUCUUAAUUUUUUCUAGUUCAAAAAGUCUCAGUUUUAGGAUUUAAAAGUCUUAAUCUUUUGUCCUAAAACUUCUUGAUUUGUAGUCAUAGAAGUUCUUUAUUUCUUUUCCUAUUAAUAUUCUGUCCUAAAACAUCUUAAUUUUCAGUUCCAAAAAUUCUUAUUUUCUAUUCCUAAAAAUUUUCCAUUCUAGCCUUUAAAAGUCUUUGUCUUUUUCCCAAAACAUCUCAGUUUCUAGUCCUAGAAACUCUCAAUUUUUAGUCCUAAAAAUUUUCUAUGCAAAUAGCCUUACUUUUUCACGCAAAAUUGACCCGUCUAAAAAUUCGUUAUUUUGUCGAAAAAACAACUUCAAUUCAUGUUCUUUCAGGCCGUAAAUAGACAAAUUAACAUGCUUGCAGAGGAAAAAUUUUUCAAAAAAAUUGGCGAAUUU
This is a messenger RNA of Rhopilema esculentum, 4568 nucleotides long. Its product is annotated as serine/threonine-protein phosphatase 2A regulatory subunit B'' subunit beta. Gene Ontology annotation, biological process: protein dephosphorylation. The record is from RefSeq and is a predicted model, not a curated record. Gene Ontology annotation, cellular component: protein phosphatase type 2A complex. Lineage: Eukaryota; Metazoa; Cnidaria; Scyphozoa; Rhizostomeae; Rhizostomatidae. Gene Ontology annotation, molecular function: calcium ion binding; protein phosphatase regulator activity.